GUUACGGCGGACUAUUCAACCGUCACUUUGAACGAUGUUCGAAGAAGGUGAAAUGCGAGCGUAGCUUUGAUGAUGUGAUGAACGUGCUCCGCUUUGUUUUGGUUCGUCAUCUACGCACAGCAUCAAGCGCAGACAAUUGGAUAAAAACUACAACCAAAGCAGGAAUCCAUAGUUGAUGGCUAAUUGUGAUGGCUGAAGAUGGUGUUUUUUGUAUUGUAGAAAACUAGUGCUAAUUGUCAUAGAAGUGUCUUUGAAUUCGUUUGUACCUAUUUGUCGUAUUCUGAUUGUAAGUUUCUAAUUCAUAAAAAGUAUCUUGAAGUAGUGUACAUUGUAAUAUGUGAAUUUGUAGAUUAUCCAUCGUCGUUGUAGAACCGGGAUGAAGUGCGCGUAAUAGUUUUGAUUACUGUAGCUUACCGUAAGUUUGGACUGAUGUUCUUGAUUGUUCAAUGUUUGUAUGUAAUUAUGGAAAUUGAUUCAUUAGGAUCGUACAAAGGCCCCGGAGGUAGAACUGUGGAUGUAUUUGUAGCCAAAGGGAAAAACUAGAUUUUGAGUUUGUUGUCCACCGACAUACUUCAGAAUCGUUUACCCGCAUCCGAAAAAACAGCGAGUAACAUAGCUCAAAAUCUAUCUACCAGCAUGUCGUCCUACAAAUACCCGUGCUGUGACCGAGGAGAGAAUUUCGAUGCCAGCGUUUUAUGUGACAAAUGCAGAGAAUGGUAUCAUUUCGAAUGCGUAGGCGUAGAUGAUAGUGUCGCCGAAGUUGUCUGGUAUUGUGGAACCUGUCUAGGAGAGGAUCGAUCCAUCCGAGAUUCGUUGGGCGCACCAGGCACCACCACAAUUUCUCCGGUAGUAUUCGCGCAUUCCGGUCGAACUGAGGGUCAUAGGGCAGAGAUCGGUAAGUCAGUAAGCACAUUAUCGAAGCGAGGUCAAAUUAGUAAAGAAAGAGCGCUGUACAACGAGAUAGAAGACGAAGAAGUAGUUGAAGAUUCCCGUGAGUUAGGAGAUCAAGACAAGAAAGAUGUAGGAGCAGAACACGCAAUUGAAGGAAAAGAAGAAGAGAAUAAAGAUGAUCAUGAGAAGUUGUUGCGUGCUUUGACGGAAGUAAUUGGGCGUUAUUGUAGCAGUGUGAACCGUUCCAAUUCUCUCCCGGUCAAGAAUUCAAAUAGCGUUCGUGAGAGAGUGAGGAAAAGCGCCAGUAUGUCAUCGGCAGAGUCGACGCGAACUCGGGCUUUAAAAGAGCUUCAAGAACUGGAGGAGUGGAACCGACUGGAAGAACUAGAAGAGGAAAACCAGCGAAAACUCUUGGAGUUAGAGCGGAAGCGGAUCGCUCGUCAGAAGGAAAUUCUUCGAAGACGGAUGGAGUUGAGACAGAUCGUCGGUGAAGAUAAGGAAGAUUUUGUGCUCAUCGACGAAGAUUUUCCGGAGCUGGUUAGUGGUGCAGAAGUCGGAGUGGAUGGAGGACAACCGCAGGAGUUUUUGAAGAACCCUGGAACGUCCGUGACACGGAGUAACACCAGACUUCCAAAACUUCAGAGAUCGGCGAUGAGAUCAUCCACGAGUGGACAUCUAGGGAAAUUUCCAGGAGUUCCAAACGUCAAUCUUUCUCGACCAUCGUUCGAAAAUAGGAUCAACGUCCGUUCUUCGAUAUGCGACCAUUUUUCUGGUGACCAGCGAGAUGCAGUCAAUAAUCAGGUGGCACAUGGUCCAUCUCAUCUGCAGAUAGCGUCACGACAGGUGUUCCCUCGGAGUCUGCCGAAGUUCUCCGGUGCCGCCGAGGAAUGGCCGAUAUUUAUCAGCGCAUACGAACAGGCGAACUCAUCGUGUGGCUUUACCAAUGCUGAAAACCUGGUUCGUCUGCAAGAGGCCUUGACCGGUAGAGCCCUGGAAACGGUGAGGAAUCGGUUGCUGCUGCCGGAGAAUGUUCCGUUGAUUGUCGAUAAAUUGAGAAAAAGGUUCGGCAAUCCAGAAAUUCUGUCGACGAGGUUGGCUAACCGGAUUCAGGGAUUGGAUGGUCCCAGCGCGGAGAGUUUGGAGUCGGUUAUUGAAUUCGGAAGCGCUGUGGAGGAGUUCACACAGCACCUGAAAGCAGCUGGGCUUGUAGAUCAUCUAAAGAACCCUAUACUGAUGCAGAGUCUCGUGCAGAAACUGCCUUCAUAUUAUGCAAUGGAAUGGGUGGAGCAUAAGCGACGCGCGCAGUCAGUUGAUUUAGAAACAUUCGGCACGUUCAUGGAAUGCCUAGUGGAAAAGGCGCUGGAAGCCACAUUCGAGAAGGCUGAUUUGAAUGAAAAGGACAAGAAACGGGAAAAGGCCAAAGCAAAAUCUGUUUUGUAUGCCGCAGAUGGAGAUAGUGAUAGUACGAGCAGCCGAUCGAGUCAGAAUGAUGAAAUGAGGAGACCCGACCAGUCGGAACAGCCACAGCAUAGAGAUGUAAGAUGUGCUGUGUGCCAUAAGAUGGGACACUUUGGGAGAAAUUGUCAAGAGUUCUUGAGGUUAAAUGUUGGAGAACGAUGGAAGACGGUGGAACGAUUGAACUUAUGUCCAUGUUGCAUGUACGAUCAUGGGGAUUGGCCGUGCCGUAUACGAAGGCGUUGUACAGUGGAUGGUUGUCCGGAAUUCCACAAUCCGUUGCUUCACUGCGAGUCGAACCAGGAAAGUACUCCGUUGGAAGUUCAGUGCAACAGUCAUCGACAGCUAAAUCCAACAGUGCUGUUCAGGAUGGUCCCGAUUACGUUGUAUAAUGGAAGCAGAAGGGUGGAUACGCUGGCGCUUAUCGACGAGGGGUCGGCGGUGACUUUGAUCAACAAGAAGUUAGCAGGAAUGUUGAAGGCUACCGGACCGGUACAGCCGCUACAGAUGUAUUGGACGAAUGGCAUCCAGCAAAGGGAGAGGUAUUCGAAAGUCGUACGGAUUCAAGUGUCCGCGCAAGGGUCGUCGACACGUUUUGACCUCGUCAAUGCUCGGACCGUUCAGAAGCUAGAGUUGCCUUCUCAAUGUGUAGAUGCUGAAGACUUCUUGGAUUGUGAUCAUUUGUACGAUCUAGAGAUUCCCGGCUACGACUUGGCUGCCCCGCAAGUGUUAUUAGGAAUCGAUAAUCUUCACCUUGUCGCGCCGUUGGAAUCCAGAAUUGGAGAUCAAGGUAAACCUGUUGCUAUCCGGUCACAGCUUGGCUGGACAGUAUACGGGCCACGCCCAAGAGGAUAGUGUAGCAGGACCUUCUGACUCUGGGCAGGAUUCUAUCAAAGCAGAGAAAACACGAAAAUUGAAAUUUUAGAGGCGUGGGAAGCAAGUUUGAUGUAGAGUAAUCCCAGUACUGUGCUCAAGCGACCCAGCUACAGGGUUUACGGGUGGGGGAAUGUUACGGCGGACUAUUCAACCGUCACUUUGAACGAUGUUCGAAGAAGGUGAAAUGCGAGCGUAGCUUUGAUGAUGUGAUGAACGUGCUCCGCUUUGUUUUGGUUCGUCAUCUACGCACAGCAUCAAGCGCAGACAAUUGGAUAAAAACUACAACCAAAGCAGGAAUCCAUAGUUGAUGGCUAAUUGUGAUGGCUGAAGAUGGUGUUUUUUGUAUUGUAGAAAACUAGUGCUAAUUGUCAUAGAAGUGUCUUUGAAUUCGUUUGUACCUAUUUGUCGUAUUCUGAUUGUAAGUUUCUAAUUCAUAAAAAGUAUCUUGAAGUAGUGUACAUUGUAAUAUGUGAAUUUGUAGAUUAUCCAUCGUCGUUGUAGAACCGGGAUGAAGUGCGCGUAAUAGUUUUGAUUACUGUAGCUUACCGUAAGUUUGGACUGAUGUUCUUGAUUGUUCAAUGUUUGUAUGUAAUUAUGGAAAUUGAUUCAUUAGGAUCGUACAAAGGCCCCGGAGGUAGAACUGUGGAUGUAUUUGUAGCCAAAGGGAAAAACUAGAUUGUAAGUAUUGUUUAAGUCAUUUUUUAUUGUUGUAUUUAAUGUUGAAAAUAUAUUUCUAGUUGAGUUUGUUGUCCACCGACAUACUUCAGAAUCGUUUACCCGCAUCCGAAAAAACAGCGAGUAACAACCUU
Messenger RNA from Aedes albopictus (Asian tiger mosquito), 4031 nucleotides. RefSeq lists its product as uncharacterized. The transcript is spliced from 2 exons. The record is from RefSeq and is a predicted model, not a curated record. Lineage: Eukaryota; Metazoa; Arthropoda; Insecta; Diptera; Culicidae. The coding region runs from base 637 to 3201 and encodes 854 amino acids. Gene Ontology annotation, molecular function: zinc ion binding; nucleic acid binding.